AUGUGGUUUUCGCGAUUUCUUCAGGUUUCUGAGAAUGACUGGCUUAUCAUACUUCCGUUACUGCUUUCCAUAGCCCUCAUAGGGCCUUCUCACCGACAUGUCAAGAUGUGGCAUGUUGGCGUGCAUAUCUGGGAGGUGCCGCCGAACGAGAUAGAACCAAACUAUGACGAGUACUAUGCCGUUGUCAUGGCGUUCAACCUCUUGAACAUCCCCAUACUACCGCUCGUCAAAGCAUCGAUCAUCCUUCUCCUCCUUCGGGCCGGUUCCGUUAUUGAAUGGCUCAAGCGAGUGCUCUAUGCCAUCUUGGUCUUCACUGUUGGAAGCGCAUUGAUACCAUGGUUCUUGUACAUCUUCAUCUGUCCACCUCUAACUGGAAACACUUGGAAGCCGAGGACUUUCGGCAACCUGCAUUGCAUGGGCAGACACAAAAUGGGAGAAAUGUUGAUCUGGGUCACAUGCGCCAAUCUACUCACCGAUGUUCUGAUCCUCCCGAUACCUUUCAUCAUCGUGCGAAGGAUGAUGAGUGCUCGGUUGAGGUCCCGUUUGGUGGUAUUGGUGGUGUUUACAUGCAGUCUCGCUGUUACUGCCAUCGGCGCGGCAAAGAUCUACUUAUCGUAUCGCGACCGCCUCUACACUCUGUUCAACCCCGAUUGGACCUACCCGAUCGACUACUGCAUCAACCACAUUGAGAACAACGUAGCAAUCAUCGUAGCCAACAUACCGAUCCUACGCGGCCUCGUCACACGAUGGAUCUUCAACUUCCGCACCAAAGCGACGCCCAUUGAUCGCGAGUUUCGUGGUGAUUGGCAACAGCAACAGCAACAACAACAACAACCGAGAAAGUCGGACGCUUCAGACUUCAGCCGCUACACAAGAAAGAAUCGUGUGGUACAGAAGAUCCUCCCCUGCAUCCAGGAUGACUUCUCCAGCAGCCUGGCCUCGCGCUCCAAAGGCGACAUCAGCAGUAAGCCCAACGCUGAGCCCAACAGCGAGGUUCUCCACGCAGACAUUGUGCCCCAUUGCGCCGUUGACGCCGGCGAGGUUGCGGGGGAUUGA
Alternaria novae-zelandiae is the source of this 1056-nucleotide messenger RNA. RefSeq lists its product as uncharacterized. The transcript has 6 exons. NCBI's taxonomy places the organism in Eukaryota, Fungi, Ascomycota, Dothideomycetes, Pleosporales, Pleosporaceae. The record is from RefSeq and is a predicted model, not a curated record. The coding region runs from base 1 to 1056 and encodes 351 amino acids.